Solanum dulcamara is the source of this 1990-nucleotide messenger RNA. Its product is annotated as pentatricopeptide repeat-containing protein At2g20710, mitochondrial. The record is from RefSeq and is a predicted model, not a curated record. Lineage: Eukaryota; Viridiplantae; Streptophyta; Magnoliopsida; Solanales; Solanaceae. The transcript has 2 exons. Bases 64 to 1578 code for a protein of 504 amino acids. Gene Ontology annotation, molecular function: protein binding. Gene Ontology annotation, cellular component: mitochondrion.
AGGGGUUCCAAGAGCGAAUGAAGAGUGUAAAAGAGUGAGGCAUACUCUGCAUUUCUGCUAAGAAUGGCGAAACUUGUUCAACAAAGUGUGAAAUCAUUGUGGAAAUUCAGCACUUGUCUUCUUAGGGUUUCUUCAUAUUCUACAAAACCUGAAACCCUAGUGUCCUUAUUUUUGCCUAAUAAAGAUGAAGGUUCUAAACCCUUAACCUCAUCUCCGAAGGAUGCUCUGUACAGUAGGUUGAUCUAUUUGACACGCUCUAAGGAAUCCGUGGAGUCCGUCAUAUCAAUACUUGACAAAUGGGUUAGUGAAGAAAAUCCCAUUAAGUAUGAAGACCUACAGAUUAUCGUCAAACAAUUUAGAGAUUGCCGUCGCUACGAGCAUGCCUUUCAGAUUUUUGAGUGGAUUAAGAAGUCCAAGAAUUUUGAUAUAUCACCCGGAGAUUUGGCAGUCGAACUGGAUUUAGUAUCAAAAGCCCAUGGUCUGGAAGCCGUAGAGACAUAUUUCACUAGCAUUCCAGAUGAUUUAAGAACCUACAAGGUAUAUGGUGCUCUCUUGAAUUGCUAUGCUGAUGCAAGGGUCUUAAAAAAAGCAGAAGAUACCAUGCAAAAGCUGAAGGAGUUGGGCUAUACUGGCACAGUGGCAUACAAUGUUAUGAUGACCCUUUAUGCUAAAUUGGGGUAUCUUGAGAAGCUACAGUCACUUAUGCUAGAGAUGGAAGACAAGGGAAUUUCUGGUGAUGUGUUUUCCUACAAUAUCCUCUUAAAUGCAUAUGCAUCUGUUCCCAAUGUUACGGAAAUGGAGAAGGUUCUGAUGAAAAUGGAAGCUGAUCCUCUGUUGGUUGAUUGGAGUUCUUACACAAUUGCUGCCAAGGGGUACCUGAAAGCUGGUGAUAUAGAAAAGGCUAACAAGUCAUUGAAGAAAUGCGAGCAGAGUCGCAAGGGGAAAAGGGAAGAGCUUGCUAUUGACAUGCUCAUUACUCUCUAUACUAGUUUGGGAAAGAAAGAUGAUGUAUAUCGUAUAUGGAAUAAAUACAAGAAAAAAGUUAAGCAUCACAAUUCAAGUUAUCAUUGUAUGAUACGCGGACUAGAAAAGUUGGAUGAUCUUGAUGGUGCAGAGAAGAUAUUCGCUGAGUGGGAAACAAACAGGGUACACUUUGACAUUCGAAUUCCAAACUUGCUCAUAAGUGCUUAUUGCAAAAAGGGUCAUAUGGAAAAGGCUAUAUCAAUCAUAGAGCAACUCGGGGAGAGUGGGAAGCAUCCCAAUGGGAGCACAUGGAAUCGUCUGGCACUCGGUUAUUGUGUACAAAAUGACAUGGAGAAGGCAGUGGAGACAAUGAAGAAAGCAAUCUUGGCUAGUAAGCCAGGGUGGAAGCCACACUUUCACAGUUUGGUUUCCUGUGUGAAGUACUUGCAAUCAAAAGGAGAUACUCAAGGAGAAGAAGAGCUUAAAGAUUUACUUAGGGUGCGAGGUCUGUGCUCAAAAGAAGUUGAAAGGGGUAUAGAUAAGUAUAUUGAAAUUGGAAAUCGCAAGUCCGAGGCACUUAAUGAAACAGACCUUGAGGAGACUUGUUCACAAUAGUAGGAAAAAACCAUGUCACUGGUUAGUGGAUUAUAUGAUUCUCUAAAUUUUUAUCAUGAUCACUAAUCACAACUUUCAAUUGAGCUUUUCAAUUGCUGCAUCUAAUAGUAUGAUCUCUUUCUCUGUUGUAUAGUUGCAGACUUGGUAGGUAGAAGUAGCGUUCGGUGGUCACUUUUCGGUCCUGUUUUUGGGAAAUAGGCAAUGUCAUGGAGAAUAGUGUUGAACAGAAUAUAUUAGUAAUGUUGGAAUUAAUUACGCUGAUAUUAUUUUUUUAUUCAUUGUCUAGUUUGGCGUACAAAUAACAUGCAUUGCAUAAUUUCUGAAAAAAUUAUAUGUUUACAAAAAUGCCCUCUCCAUUUUUAUAGUUUGCUAUGUAUUAAUUAUACUAUAUAAUUAAUAUUUGCAUUCAUUA